AUGGUUUUCGCACUCAAAUCAAUCGUGCUUGUCACAAUGCUUGCAGCCGCCCAGGCUCUUCCCUCUCCUGCUCCUGCCUCCUCGGAAUUGGAAAAACGAGCAGCCAUUCCCGUGUGUCUUGCGGCUUGUACGCUCGCAUGCUUGAGCCUACCACCUCCAGCAGACCUAGCGUGCGAGGUCUCUUGUCUGGCUUUCUGCCUCGGAAGUGUUGAAACCGGAGGAAGUAUUGGGAGCGUCGAUUCCGCUAAAGGAGUCAUUGUUGCUGGGAAUGGAGAUGUCAUCUUCACAGCCAGCAGCACCUAA
Molecule: messenger RNA, 303 nt
Organism: Pseudogymnoascus verrucosus
Lineage: Eukaryota; Fungi; Ascomycota; Leotiomycetes; Thelebolales; Thelebolaceae
Exons: 3
Coding region: 1-303 (100 amino acids)
Source: RefSeq, a predicted model, not a curated record